AAUAAAAGUAAUUGUGUUCUUUAUUAGAAAUUUUUAAUCUUUUGAUAAAUUACUGUCGAAAUUCAUUAAUACAAGUAACGAUCCCUAACUAAGUAAGUUUGCUUAGAUUCAUGAUUUCAAAUUCUUUAGUGAUUAGAAAAGUGCCAUCUUGAACAUAGUAUUGCACUCGACCCGCGCGGUCCCGGUCAGUUUCGUGCAUCCAAUAUGGCUGGUCGAGGUGGUUACGAAGAUUCAAGAGAUUAUGGAGGUGGAUAUAGAAGUGGCAGAAAGCCAUUACCAACAGAACCUCCUUAUACUGCAUUUGUGGGAAAUUUACCAAAUGGAAUUGUACAAGGAGAUGUUGAUAAAAUCUUCAAAAAACUUAAUGUUAAAGGAAUCAGAUUGGUUAAAGAUAAAGAAACUGAUAGGUUUAAGGGUUUUUGUUAUGUUGAAUUUGAAGAUUUAGCAGACUUAGAAGCUGCAUUGGAAAUGGAUGGAGCAGUAGAAGUAGAUAAAAGUGUUAUAAAAAUAGACGUAGCAGAGGGCAAGAGAAAUGACCGCGGUGGUUUCGAUAGGAGAGGGCGGAGUGGAGGUAGCAGUGGAGGCUUUAGAGGGAGAGAUGGAGGCCGUGGAGGAUAUGGUGAUGAUUUUGGAAGCAAAUCUAUGUAUUCUAGAGGUUAUGUAGGUCAAGGUCAGAGUCACGGUGGAAGACAAGGUAGUACAUGGGAUAUGAGAAGUAACCGGGGUAACUACAGUCAAUUUAAUGAUGAUACAGGAGGUGGAAGUCGAGAAUGGUCGCGUAACGCUUCAUCUAGAUCAUAUGGUAAUAGACCAGCUUCUCGUGGAACUGGAACUGAACGAAAACCAUUUCAUGAUGAACCAUUUCACAAAGAUCCACCUCCAGCUGAUACAACUGGAAGGAAACGUUUGGUAUUAGCACCAAGAACAAUUCAGGAUCCCAUAAAUGCAAUUGCAGAAUCAAGUAAAUCAAGUUCAAUUUAUGGUGGCGCAAAACCUCGGGAGGAAAAAAUUAAUACAGAUGACAAGUAAACAUAUUAUCAUUACUAGUUUCUGAUUCCCUAAAUUUCAGGGAAAGGAACUUUCCCAACAAAAACAUUUGGAAACCAAUACAAGAUCCCUUAGUUUCCUCAAAUGUAGUGGGAAGAAUCUCUUCAGAGAUGAGAAAUUGUAAUAAUUUUUAUUUACCCCUAAGGGGAGUCUUCCCCAUAAUGAUGAAAAGUGAUUUAAUGAGAUUCUUAAGUUCUACGUAUUUGGCAUUUUUAAUUAAGAAUAAAAUUUUUUCAUCUAGUGCCCUCUCUAUUUACACUAACUCUUUAGUUUAAAAAAAUGUAAUAAUAAAUUGGGAACUUAAAGUAAAAAUUGUGUGCACCAUGCAUGCUCGAGUAAUAUUGGUUAUGUGUAAUUAUAUGUAUAUACAUAUGACCAAUCGUAUCAUAUAUGUAUAUAUAUAUAUAUGUACACACGUGCGCGCACACACAGACUUGAAUUAUUUGUGUAUAUAUAUAUAUAUAUAUAUACACGCGAUAAUGAUGUGAUACGGAAAGUACAUUUUAAUGUUCACGUCAAUUUCAUGUUGGGUGUUGUAUCAGUUUAUAAUAAUAUUAAUGGUAUGUGUACAAACUAUUAUAAAUAUAUACUAUCACCAUACAUA
Messenger RNA from Apis laboriosa (Himalayan honeybee), 1651 nucleotides. RefSeq names its product eukaryotic translation initiation factor 4H (gene eIF4H1). The transcript has 5 exons. Lineage: Eukaryota; Metazoa; Arthropoda; Insecta; Hymenoptera; Apidae. The record is from RefSeq and is a predicted model, not a curated record. Gene Ontology annotation, molecular function: RNA binding. The coding region runs from base 205 to 1029 and encodes 274 amino acids.